AUGGCUGACGAUGAUUCUUCUGAAUUGUCGUCGCUUUCAUCGCUGUCGCCCCCGCCAAGCGAUUCGGAGUCCGACAUCCAAUUGGAGGAGCGCCACGGCAUCCUGAAAUUCUUCCACAAAGUCGACCGGAACCCGAACCUUGAGACGCCCAAGGAAAAGACACCUCCCAGACCCAAGAGAGAGCCCUCCCCGCCGCAUGAAUAUGUGUUUGCCGACAAUCCCGACAUUGCUUUCAUCGUCAUGUUCCGCGCCCGGUUCACCGAGGCGUUCCCCAAGAGUCUUGCAAAUUUUGGUCCUCACGAGCUCGAGCGUGAUGUCAGCGAACCGAUCCCCGGCGAGCGCGUCGAGCAUUUCCUUUGCGCGUUGCUUAGCCUGCUUUUGAACCGCAAGCAGGAUGUGAAGCCUGGUCAUUACAACCGUGCGCUCGAGGAAGCCAUACAGACUCACAAGGGCCAAUGGGCCAAGGAUUGGGAGAGCAAGAACCCGCUUGCAGGCGGGGCUACUUUCACGACGAUGACGCGAGAUCAACGUCUUACCCUGCUGCGUACUCUUGUGCAGUGGACGCUUUCAUCGUCAGAUACGAUCCGGCAAAUGAUCAAUAAGGCGUAUCGUAACCGCCACGAAGACGAUCUGAAUAUUCCCCUGAGUGUGCAGCCGUGGGGCAGCGAUGGUGACAAGCGCCGUUAUUACCUGAUCGAGGGUAACGACGAUACCUCAUUCCGUGUUUACCGGGAGAGCAACCCAGCUGGUUUGCAGAGAACCUGGUGGAGCGUUGCCGGGAGCAUUGAUGAGCUCAAGGCUCUCGCUGAGAAGCUGGAGACACAGGAUGGUGGCCCGAAGGCCAAGGCGCUGGCCAAAAAGAUUCAGGCCGCUAUCCCGCGAUUCGAGGCCACGGAAGAAAAGAGGCGCCGCAGAGAGUACCGCCAGAUGCGCAAGGAGCAGUUCAGACGCCCCGAAGGCUUCUCGCUGUACGAGGGCCGCACGCGUGGCAAGCGCAUCAAGUACACUUUCUCCGAUGACGAGAACGACUUCUUUUCCGAUGAGCCUGUUCUGCGCCGGUCCUCCCGCAACACUAGAAACCAUACUCCUGCCCCUAGCGGUCCGAUCACGACGGCCAGCGGUAGACAAGUUAAACCGCCGAACCGGCUGAAUGCAGAGACAGCCAGCACUGGCGCCCCGAGCGCUGCGACCAGCUUCCAAGGCGACACCUCUGACGCGGGCGCCCCGAGAACAACUCGCUCCGGUCGGCCCCUGAGGUCUGCCGCCGCCAAACUGAAUGGUUUUGCGGGCGGCAGGAAGAGAAAGAGCUCUGAGUUCGAGUCCGACGAGUCGGAGGGCAGCGAACCCGACUUCGGCGACGACGAAGAGGAGGACGAGCACGUGCCGGACGAAACGGAGGAGUAUGACGAGGACGAGGAGUUCGAGGACGCCGAGCUCUCGGAGGACGAUCUUGAGACUACGGCCAUCGGUCGUUCUACCACUGACGCAGGCAGGAAGAAGAGCUUGAUAAUCAAGUUCCCAAUUCGAGUUGAGUUUGAUGAGAACCACAAGGUGCGCCAAAUCCCUGGACCGCCUGGUGAGAAGAGGCCGAGCGACGAGGAGAAGACCGAGACGGCGCCGGUGCAGCCAAAUCCUGCAAAGGAGACGAUCUCGGUUGCCACGACGAAGUGUAUGACGCCUGUUGAGGCUGAUAAGCCCAUGAUCGAAAAGGUUCAGGCUAUUUCCGGUGCGAACAAUGUCUGUGACAAGACCGUUCCUGAGCCGGAAGAUAAGCCUUUGACAGAUGCCCCUGUUGGGCUGCAGUCCCCUCCGACCCCAACCAGUGAGCCGGCGACCUCGUUGGCCCUGAGGGGCAGUCCAGAGGUUACUCGAACCGGUCCUCCCCCUACUUCUACAGCAGCACUUGCUUCUGAGGAUGUGAGCAUGCAGGAGUGA
Molecule: messenger RNA, 1935 nt
Organism: Thermochaetoides thermophila DSM 1495
Lineage: Eukaryota; Fungi; Ascomycota; Sordariomycetes; Sordariales; Chaetomiaceae
Exons: 4
Coding region: 1-1935 (644 amino acids)
Source: RefSeq, a predicted model, not a curated record